This is a messenger RNA of Eruca vesicaria subsp. sativa (arugula), 1038 nucleotides long. Lineage: Eukaryota; Viridiplantae; Streptophyta; Magnoliopsida; Brassicales; Brassicaceae. The record is from the annotation of a GenBank genome assembly.
AUGGCCGAUAGAAAAUUGUUGUGGGUUGCUGAAUCUGUGGAGGCACUCUAUUCUAUUCUUGAGAAGGACCCGUUUAUCCUACAAAGCGUCAGUGAACCAUAUGUCCAUACACCACUUCACGAAGCGUCGAUUCAUGGGAAGGUAGAUAUGGCUGUGGAAUUGAUGAUGUUGGCGCCAUCAUUUGCCACUAAGCUAAAUACACGUGGGUUUAGUCCUUUGCAUCUAGCAGUGGAGAAUUGUCAAGUCGAGAUAGCGAUAGAGCUAAUAAAAUUUGAUCCGAAUCUUGUUCGUCUUCGCGGCAGAGGAGGUGUGACACCACUGCAUCAUGUCGUAGAGAAAGGUGACGUCGAUCUCCUCACGGAGUUUCUUAUGGCAUCUCCCAAGAGCCUCCUGGAUGUAAACGCAGUGGGCGAGACGGCUCUACAUACGGCAGUGUUGAAGGGCAGAUAUGAAGAGCUCAAAGUGCUUACUGGAUGGAUUCAACGAAUGCGCCAAAGUGAUGCUGCUUCUAUCGAGUCUGACGUCAUAAACAGAAAAAACCGUGAUGGCAACACCGCGUUGCACGUCGCAUGCUAUGAAAAUAAACACGAGGCAUUGAAGCUGUUGUUGAAAUGCCUCUGUAUCGACCGGAACGCCCAAAACAAAGAUGGUUUCACACCCCUUGAUAGCCUUCGAGCCAACGGUCGCUUCAUGGAGAAACGAACUGAAAAACUGAUAAAAAGAUCGGGUGGGAAGAGCAAGGCUUCUCUAUCUAAAGUCAAGACAUCGUCUGAAUUUUUGAGAUCACCGGUUAACUUCUGUGAAUACUUCUCCAUCACAAUGACACGUUACAGGAGCGGCAUAUCAGAUGGGAACAGAAAUGCGCUCUUGGUCAUAACCAUACUUGUCAUCACGGCUACUUAUUCCACAGCACUCCAGCCACCAAGAUGCGGAGAAAAGAAAAAGAACCAAGGUUAUUUUUCUCCUCCAGAGCAUUUCAAACUAUCUUAUUACUUUGGGGAUUCAAUUCGAUUGCAUUUUUGUCGGCUCUUUUCUUGA